GACUCGGUAGUUAUUUGUAUCCGUUUCUUGCAGCGCACCGGUGACACUAUAAGGCUAAACCUCAGCGCCUCGUUCCUCUGGGUUUUGGUGUUUUAUACUCUUUUAUUUUGAGAACUCAGACCAGUACUGAACUCUGGUUUUUACUGUAGACCCGCGUGCAGGUGUUCCUGUGUGUCUCAGGAUGUCUUACCCUCCUCCGCUUAACCGCCAGCAGCUUGGCAUCCCGCAGUUACCUCCCAGGAUCCCCCCUCCUCAGUUUGGAGGGUUUGCACCGGCUGUCCCUCCAGGUACUCCCAUGAUCCCGGUUCAUAUGGGUGUAGUGACCCCCACACCCACCUUGAUGUUGCAGGUUCUCCUCCCAACUGUCGCUAUAGCACAGAAGCCGAUGCUUCAAAAGAAGGAGCAAGGCAUCAGACUCAAAGACACGGACGACGGCGGCGGUCCGACCACCACUGUGUUUGUAGGAAACAUCUCUGAGAAGGCGUCCGACAUGUUGGUCAGGCAGCUCUUAGCGAAAUGUGGAAUCGUUCUGAGCUGGAAAAGGGUCCAAGGUGCCUCUGGGAAACUUCAAGCUUUUGGCUUCUGUGAGUACAAGGAGCCGGACUCCACACUGCGAGCCCUCAGACUCCUGCACGAGUUGCUCUUAGGCGAUAAAAAGCUGCUGGUCAAGGUAGAUGCCAAGACCAAGGCCCAGCUGGACGAGUGGAAGGCCAAGAAGAGGAGUGCAAACGGGGGAACCAGUGACGUGUCCAAGAACGAGGACGACGAUGACGAGGAGGAGGUUUUGGACGAAGAGACCGUACGUCGCGACCAGGUUGUGAAGGGGGCGAUAGAAGUCCUCAUCCGAGAGUACGCGAGUGAGCUCAACGCUCCGUCUCAGGACCCCGACAGUCAACCACGAAACAAGAAGAGGAAAGAGAAGAAGGAGGAGGAGGAUAUCAACGCCAUGGAGAUGGAGGACGACAAGAGAGACCUGAUUUCCAGAGAGAUCAGUAAAUUCCGCGACACGCACAAGAAACUGGAGGAGGAGAAAGGAAAGAAAGAGAAGGAGCGGCUGGAGAUCGAGAGGGAGAGGAGAGAGAGGGACAAAGAGCGGGAGAGAGAGAGGGAGCGCCGCGACCGCGAGAAAGAGAAGGAGAGGGAGAGAGAGAGGGACAAGGAGCGGGAGAGGGACCGCGAUCGGGAGCGGGAGAGAGACCGCGAUCGAGAACGGGAGAGGACGAAGGAGCGAGAGAGGGAGCGGGAGAGGGACAGGAGUCGAGACGUCAGUGAAGAUCGCAGCAGAUCCAGAGAGAGGACCAGAGAAGAAAAGAAACGAGACCGUGAGGAGGAUGAGGAGGACGUGCACGAACGGAGGAGACUGGAGAGGAGGCUCCGAGACAAGGAGGCGGCUUACCAGGAACGUCUCAAAAACUGGGAGAUCCGGGAGAGGAAGAAAGGUCGGGACUACAGCAAAGACACAGAGAGAGAUGACGAGAGGCGUCGUGAAAUGAUGAAAGAAGCCAAAAGACUAAAAGAAUUCCUUGAGGAUUACGACGACGACAGAGACGACCCGAAAUACUACAGGGGCAGCGCUCUGCAGAAGCGACUCCGUGACCGAGAAAAGGAGACAGAGUUGGACGAGCGGGACCGGAAGAGAGAGAAAGAGGAGCUGGAGGAGAUCAGACAGAGGCUGCUGGCUGAGGGUCACCCCGAUCCUGAUGCUGAGCUGCAGAGGAUGGAGGAGGAGGCAGAGCGCAGACAGCAGCCUCCUCUGAAACUUGAACCCGAGGAGAACCAGGUGCACCAGGAGAAGUCCCACAAGGAUCGUGAUCGUGAGAAAAGUCAGCGAGGGUCAGCGAGACCCGCCGAGCCGAUCUCCCGAGCUCCACCGCAACAUUCUGACGACGACGUAGCAGACGCAUUCGAGGAUGACUACCGCGAUGCUGAGGACUCUCAAGACGCCAAACCACAACACAAACCCAUCAUGAGGCCGGUCGUUACAGCUCCCUCAGUGUCCUCCGCCAGUGGGAACGCCACCCCGAACACACCCGGCAACGAUUCCCCCAUUGGGAUCAUCAUUCCAGGCGAGAAUACUCCUGAGGUCCAACCUCCAGAGGAGCUCCGACCCAAGAUUGGUCUCAGCCUCAAACUGGGCGCCACCAACAGUCCCAGUCAGCUCAACGUGGGGAAGAGGAAGAAGCUGGCGUCCGUGGAAAGUGUGUUCAACAAGUUUGAUGAUGAGGAAGCCGACGAGCAGCCUCGCAAAAGGAAACUGGUGCCGCUGGACUACGGUGAUGACGACAAGAGUCUGGGACUGGACGGGGCCGAGAUUUCAGGAGGCAAAGGCAACAUCAACACGGAGGAGAAACGCAAGCACAUAAAGAGCCUCAUAGAGAAGAUCCCCACGGCAAGACCAGAGCUCUUCUCCUACCCUCUGGACUGGACCAUGGUGGACUCGAUUCUGAUGGAUCGCCGCAUUAGACCAUGGAUCAAUAAGAAGAUUAUUGAAUACAUCGGCGAGGAGGAACCCACUCUGGUCGACUUUGUCUGCUCAAAGGUGAUGGCACAUAGCACUCCUCAGGGGAUUCUGGAUGAUGUGGCGAUGGUUCUGGAUGAAGAAGCAGAGGUCUUCAUAGUAAAAAUGUGGAGGCUGUUGAUAUACGAAACAGAAGCAAAGAAGAUCGGACUGGCAAAAUAAAAGACCUCGUGUCUCUCUGACUUCCUUAGCUCACAGAUCUGCUGCCUUCAGUUUUCUCGGCGCUGCAGACGGUAAUCAUGUGUCCAUACAUCCCUCCAUUCCAUCAGCACGGAGCGGCUGCCUUCCUCGUGUGUGUGUUUGGAGGAAAAAGUCUGAGCUGUGAAACAGAACGGGUUUGCACAAACAUACUGCAUGAUGAAACUUUGGUUGUAUUUCUUUUCUUUGGUUGAGGCAAACGACGGUCGAAUUACAUCCAUGUUCUCUGAUACGUUGGACACAUCAUGCUUUGAUUUACUGUUGUAAUGUUGAGGCACUGCUCCAUUGUGUGAACCAAUAAAUAUGCUUUUUUAUAAAACCGUU
This is a messenger RNA of Notolabrus celidotus (New Zealand spotty), 3040 nucleotides long. It is a transcript of the gene rbm25a, whose product is annotated as RNA binding motif protein 25a. Bases 182 to 2680 code for a protein of 832 amino acids. The transcript has 18 exons. Gene Ontology annotation, biological process: regulation of alternative mRNA splicing, via spliceosome; mRNA processing. The record is from RefSeq and is a predicted model, not a curated record. Gene Ontology annotation, molecular function: mRNA binding. Lineage: Eukaryota; Metazoa; Chordata; Actinopteri; Labriformes; Labridae. Gene Ontology annotation, cellular component: spliceosomal complex.